GUGGCUGCAGGCAUCACCGCCAUGGAAUGGGGUGUGGAGGAGAAGCUGCUGGUGAUUGGCACCCAGGAUGGCAUCAUUGCUGUGUGGGACAUGGAAGAGCAGCAUGUGAUCCACAUGCUAACGGGACACACAGGAGAGGUGAGGUGCGUGAAAGUAUUUGCCAAAGGAACCCUUGCCAUCUCUGCUUCGAAGGAUUACACGCUACGCUUGUGGAACUUACUCACUGGCCAAGAGAAAUUUACCAUUUGGGAUGGAGGCUCAAAAAAUCCCACUGAACCUCAGAUCUGGAGCCUUCAUGUGGAUGAGGCACACAAAGUUGUGUAUUCGGCAUCUGCCUCAAAGAUCAAUGCUUGGAAUCUGGAAACUGCAGAGCCGGUUUUCCAUAUCCUGGGAGAUGCCUCUGAUCCUUGGAUGUGCAUGGCCAUGCUGGCCUCCCAGGCCACGCUGCUGACAGUGUCCAGGGAUGGUGUGGUCAGUCUGUGGAGCUCAGCCACAGGAAAACUUCAGGGGCAGCAACAUAUGUCCAGCAUCAAAGAAGAAACACCUACCUGUGCCGUCUCAGUCCAGAAGCAAGGAAAGCUUGUUACUGGAUUUAGCAAUGGCUCCAUCUCUUUGGUUUCCUCCAAAGAGCACAGAUUGCUGGAGAAGCUUCCAGAUGCUGUGAGGUUCCUGGUGGUCUCUGAAGAUGAGUCCCUCCUCGCCGCAGGCUUCGGAAGAUCAGUGCGGAUAUUCUUGGCGGACUCGAGAGGCUUUCGCCGGUUCACGGCCACGAAUCUGGAACACGAAGACGUGGUGGAGACGGCUGUUUUCGGUCCUGAGAACAACCUGAUCGUCACAGGGUCCCUGGAUGCACUUAUUCAGGUAUGGAGUCUGUCAGAACAGGGGACCCUGCUGGACAUCCUGGAAGGCGUUGGGGCCCCCGUAAACCUGCUGGCCCGCGGUGGGGCUUUGGUGGCGUCUGCUUCCCUGCAGUCCUCAUCUUUCAAAGUCUGGGAUCUCAGCAACGCUCAUAGGUCCCGGGUCCCUGCACCAUUUCUGGACCGCACUGGCCUCACUGCAGUGUCCCACAAUGGAAGCUACGUCUACUUCCCCAAAAUUGGGGACAAAAACAAAGUCACUAUUUGGGACUUGGAAGAAGGCGAGGAACAAGAUUCCCUGGACACCUCCAGUGAGGUCAAAUGUCUGGAGGUUGCUGAGCAGCGCAAGCUCCUAUUCACAGGUCUGGUGUCAGGGGUCGUCCUUGUGUUCCCCCUGAAUUCCAGGCAGGACGUGAUAUGCAUUCCUCCUCCCGAGGCCCGGAAAGCAAUCCACUGCAUGUCCCUGAGCAAGUGCGAGGACCGCCUGGCCAUCGCCUAUGACAACAUGGUCCUGGUGCUGGACAUCGCCCCCGGGGACCCCUGCCCGGUCAUCAAUGGGCCAAGGUACACCUUUUAUACCCAGCUGCCCGAGACCAUCUCCAGCGUGGCCAUUCUGAUGGACUACCGCGUGGUCUACAGCAUGACCAAUGGGGACCUCUUUCUUUACGAGUGUGCAAAUUCCAAAGCAUUUCCCCUGGAGGCCCACAGGAGCCGAGUUGCCUGUGUGGAGGUCAGCCACAAGGAGCAGUUGGUGGUCAGCGGGUCUGAGGAUGCCCUGCUGCGUCUCUGGGACCUGCAGGCAUGCAAGUGGAAAUUCGAGAUGAGCUACACGAGUUCUUACUGCAGAGGGGUCCAAUGUGCUUGCUUCUCCAAGAAUGACAAGUAUGUGUACGUGGGCUUAAAAGAUCGCUCUAUACUUGUUUGGAGUGUGCUGGACGGCACCCUGCUGACAGUCCAGUUUGUCCAUGCUGUAGUAAACAGAAUCAUCCCAACCACUAGUGGCUUCAUUGCCCCCACCAGGCAUGGUUAUCUGAUCCGAGAGCGUUUCCAGUGCCUUUCAGCAAGAGCCUCGCAGCAGGACCCUCUCAGGAACUUCAAGAAGGCAGUGUGGAUGGUCAAAUCCAGGCAGAGAGAGGAACUAGUGGCAGCUGCGGGAGCUCCCCGGGACUUGGAGUCAGAGAGUGCCCAGGGAAAUGAAACAAAAUCAAACAAAUGCUCACAAGUCUGCCUGAUAGUGUAAAAAAAAAAAAAAAAAAAAAAAACAAACAAAAAAAAACCUGGUGGGGGUAUGGGGCUCCAAUGAGUUAGCCCCAUUUAAUCUGGUUAAAGCAAAAAGAAUAUGUUUGCUGGUGUAUAUCUGGACCCAUUGCUUCAGAUUAUGUGACCCAGACCUUGCCUCUUCUCAUCUUUCCAUUCUUCUUUUCUCUUUUUCAUUUUCAUUCUCAGACUUGCCACCCCCAGGUGAGCAACAUGGUAGCCAAUAUGCUGCUGUCUCCAAUUUCAAUAGAAAAAAGAGCUUCUCUUUCCCAACAGUCCUAGCCUCAACUCUAUUGGUCCCAAUUGGCCCAUAUGCCUAGCCCUAAACCAAUUGUUAUAUUUGGGAGAAUGCAGAGCUCGAAUUGACUGGACUGACCCAAUGUCUACCACUGGAACUGAGAAUAGAAGAGAUUAUUCCUGAGAUGCAAAUUCGGGUUCUGGUACCAGAUGAAGGGGGAAUAGAUGAAUGUGAGAUAUAGCAAACCACUGAUGUGGACCACAGAACUUCACAGUUUAUAAAGCUUUAGAUGCUGUCAUCUGAUCCUCAUCACAACCCACUCUUUAGGGAGGGCAGGGGUUUCUGCAUCUAUUUUACAAAUGAGGAAGCUGAGCCUUGCAGCAGUAGUUAUGAUUUGAUUCAGGUCACAAUUCAAGGUGCAAGAGCUCUGAGAGCGAGCCUUCUGUCCCAUUCCUGUUAGACCUCACUCCAAUUUCAGUCUCUAGAGCACAACCAUCUCUUCCACAGGCACCACACUCAAAUGCUCACAGGAGCUAGUGACUAAUCUAGACACUUCCAUGCAGCUGGGUGAGCAGCAGGGAGAGAUGGAGACUGGACAUGUGGAAGGCAGAGAUUGUGUCUAGGGUGGGUAUGAGCUGCCUGACUCUAGCCCAGAAUCGCCAUGGCCAAACCAGCCCACUGCUGUCAGUGCUUCCAGUUGUAAUAAGCAAAGCCAGAAAUCCAGACUUUUAUGCAAAAAUAUUCUGACUUUUAAAGUUGACGAUUGGUUCCAUUUGUAUCUAUAGCGCAUUUGGCAUGUGCGUCUUUGGUGAUGAGCUGACUUCAGAACUCAAGCUGGCAGUAAAACAAUCAACAUGUUAUAGUUUGUCCUUCUCUAUUCCCUGGCUCCCAAACUUUUGGGAUAAAGAUGUGGGUUUUUAAUCUUAAAAACUGGAGGCUCUUGGAAGGAGAAAGAGCUGCUGCUAUCUCCCUGAUUUGCUUUUGAACCAUCUGCCUUGUGCAAGUUCAACAGUUAAACUGUUUUCAUUCCACUUAAGUGGAUCCUUCUUCUUUGCCCACAGCCUUCUAAAAGCCCUUCUCAGUCUUCUCAGGCUUUUAAACUUUAAUGCUAGGAGAGUCUAAAUCUUCAGGGUGGACAUUGCUUCUCCCCUCCGUGGAAUUCCCAACAGUCUCAAUAAAAGCAACCUUAGAAACAGAGGCUUUUGAGCUGAACAAGACCCUACUGCUAUCUCAUUCAUUCAUCUUCCAAACCAGGUUUCCAAGGCAGGUUUUGGCAGUUCUGCAAAUGUUAGCAUCAAAUUUCAUUUAAAAAUAUUUUAAACAGUAAUUUUAAGAUGUAUGCUUGGAUAUAUUGGGCAGCAGCUUUUCAGGUGUUAAAGAUUACUAAGGUUGGUGCAAAAAGUAAUUGUGGCUUUUGCCAUUAAAAAUAUUAAAAAUAAGGGCAAAAACCAGCCGGGCACAAGUGGCUCACGCCUGUGGUCCCAGCACUUUGGAAGGCCGAGGCAGGCAGAUCACCUGAGGUCAGGAGUUUGAGACCAGCCUGGACAGCAUGGUGAAACCCCAUCUCUACUAAAAAUACAAAAAUUAGCCAGGCGUGGUGGCGGGGGCCUGUAAUCUCUGUUACUCAGGAGGCUGAGGCAGGAGAAUUGCUUGAACCAGGAGGUGGAGGGUGCGGUGAGCCAAGAUCGUGCCACACUGCACUCCAGCCUGGGUGACAGAGCAAGACUCCCUCUCAUAAUAAUAAUGAUGAUAAUAAUAAUAAUAAUCAUGGCAAAAGCCUCGGUGACUCAUGCCUGUAAUCCCAGCACUUUGGGAGACUGAGGUGGGUGGAUCACUUGAGGCCAGGUGUUCAAGAGCAGCCUGGUCAGCAUGGUGAAACCCUGUCUCUACUAAAAAUACAAAAAUUAGCCUGGUGUGGUGGCAUACACCUGUAAUUCCAGCUACUUGGGAGGCUGAGGCAGGAGAAUGGCUUGAACCUGGGAGGCGGAGGUUGCAGUGAGCCGAGAUCACACCACUGUACUCCAGCAUGAGUGACAGAGUGAGACUGUGUCUCCAAAAAAAAAAAAAAAAGUAAUGGCAAAAACCACAAUUAAUUUUGCACCAACCUAAUAAUUUAGGAUUCUUCCGCCAUUUUCAUUUAACUGAAGAGCCCACUUAAAUUGUGAAGGGAGCCCCUGAAAAAAUUAGCUACUCUUUGCCACUGCUUUUCUGUGAAUCAAGGGCUUACCCAGUGCAGAAAUAAAGUGGAUGUUGAGACCAACUAAGAUUUCAUCUACAAAUUCUUAUUUUAAAUGUCUGCGUCCAUCUCAACAGCCUCAGUGAGAAUUAAUUCUUUUGUAGGUAAAUCCUAAUUUAAACAUUGGAAAUAACUUUUUACUAAUAAAAUGCUGCACCAAAUUAUUGCUUA
This is a messenger RNA of Rhinopithecus roxellana (golden snub-nosed monkey), 4759 nucleotides long. RefSeq names its product NACHT and WD repeat domain containing 1 (gene NWD1). The record is from RefSeq and is a predicted model, not a curated record. Gene Ontology annotation, molecular function: protein binding. NCBI's taxonomy places the organism in Eukaryota, Metazoa, Chordata, Mammalia, Primates, Cercopithecidae. The transcript has 9 exons. Bases 22 to 2097 code for a protein of 691 amino acids.